AUGCCAGUUGAAGCAUUUGUCUUGAGUAAAUUGACUUCCUUCUUACCAAAUAAUACAACUUCAAUCACGGACUUGCCAGAAAUUGAGAAUUUAUCACUGGCGGAUCCGCAAUUCGGAGAACCAAGCAGAGUUGAUAUUAUUUUGGGCGUUGACAUUCUUAGCCAAAUCAUCUUAGAGGGUCUUAAGAAACAUCCAUCGAAGUGUGGCCUCAUUGCACAGAACACGCAAUUAGGUUGGAUAUUAUCAGGACGUAUUCAUAAGACUAAUAAAUAUAAUAAGAUUAUCAAUCUCCAUCUACAAUUGGAAGAGGACCAACUCUUAACCAAAUUUUGGGAGAUAGAAAGAGGACCAGAGAAUAUAGUUAAGAAAAUGACAAGAGACGAGACAAUUUGUGAAGAGUUUUUUGAAAAAACAACAAAAAGAGAUGAAGAAGGACGGUACAUAGUAAGGUUACCAUUUAAGGAAGAAGAUCCACAGUGUUUUAAAGGUGAAACAAAAGAAAUUGCACUAAGAAGAUUUAAACUACUAGAACGAAAACUAAUAAAAAAUCCAGCCUUAUAUGAUGAUUACAAAAAGGUGAUAGAAGAUUACAUAAUUCAAGGUCAUAUGAUUAAGGUCUCGAAUUCAGAUACGAGUUCUAGAGCAUUUUAUCUUCCACAUCACGCUGUUGUAAGAGAAGACAAAGAAACUACCAAGGUUCGAUGUGUUUUUGACGCCUCUUGUAAAGGAUCUAACAACGUUGAAACGUUAGCUGAACCAAUAGAUGAGAAGUCCAAGUACCCAAUAGCAGCCAAGAUAACUUUGCAAGAUUUUUAUAUGGAUGACUUAUUAACGGGCGGUGAUGAUGAAGUUGAGAUUAUUGAUAUCUACGAUCAAAUGAACAAAUUGAUGAAUGCUGGAGGCUUUUGUCUACAAAAGUGGUGCACAAAUAGCGAGAAGUUACUUAAUCACAUCAAAGCAGAUAAAAUAAGAUCAGAUCAAGCUGUGAUUUUUAAAGAAAAUAAUAUGAUUAAAGUUCUAGGUAUAUGUUGGAAUAAAAAUACAGAUAAUUUUGAAUACUUGCAUCAUUUACCUGAAGCAGAUAUGCCCGUAACGAAAAGGAAGGUAUUAUCAGAUAUCGCAAGAUUGUACGAUCCAUUGGGAUGGAUUGCGCCUGUUAUCAUUACAGCCAAAAUUUACAUGCAGAAGUUGUGGAAGUCUGGUUUAGCUUGGGAUGAUAACCUUACACCAGACCUGUUAAAAGAGUGGCUAGCGUUUCGACGAGAUUUGAUUAACGUACAAGGCAUAAUGAUUCCAAGAUGGUUGCAAGUAAAACGUGACUAUUACGUAGAACUUCACGCAUUUGCAGAUGCUUCGCAAGCUGCCUAUGCUGCUGCAGUUUACAUGAAAAGUAGAGAUGAAAUAGGGAAUGUUAGAGUUCAUCUAAUCACGGCAAGAACUAGAGUUGCCCCAGUGGAGAAAGAAAUAUCCAUCCCACGUCUUGAACUAUGUGCAGCUCUACUUGCAGCCCAAUUAAUGUUUGAAGUGUCGCAAGUUCUUAACAUUCCAAAGGAACGAUUACGAGCUUGGUCCGAUUCCACCAUAGUGUUAGCAUGGAUAACGGGCGAACCAAGUCGUUGGACGACGUUCGUCAGCAAUAGAGUGUCAGAAUUAUUGACGAUUCUAAAUAGAGACCAAUGGAAUCAUGUCAACUCAAAGGAGAAUCCUGCUGAUUGUGCAUCAAGAGGAAUUCAAGCCGAAGACUUGAAGGAUCUCAAUUUAUGGUGGUGUGGCCCAUCAUGGCUUAAAGAGAUUAAUGAGUACAAAACAUAUAAAUCCAGUAAUUUUAUAACUAACGAGGAACAAAGACCCAUUAAGAAUAUGAGCGCAGUAGUUCAAAUAAAGGAAGAGGAAUUCCUGUGGACGAAAUUUUCGAAUUUGCAGAGACUAUUGCGAGUUUUAUCUUAUUGUCGAAGAGUUCUGCUAUGGAGAAUACCAAAUAAGAUGAAACUUCUAUCAGAAAACAUUACGCCAGAAGAAAGGAACAUAGUUUUACGAAUUUGUAUAAAAGACACCCAAUAUUUCCAUUUUAAGAAUGAUAUUAAUAAGUUAAAGUCUAAUGGAUAUGUAUCAAAAUCUAGCAACUUACAUACCCUUUGUCCUAUUCUUGAUGUCGAUGGUGCUGAUAAAGAAUUGAGAGAGAUGUUUAAUAAGGCAACUUCUGACUUUUCUACGGAAAUAAAAACCUUGCUCGCAAAUGAAGGUACUACGUGGCACUAUAUACCACCUCAAGCACCAAAUUUUGGAGGACUUUGGGAGGCCGGUGUUCGAUCUACAAAGUAUCAUCUCAAAAGAGUUAUAGGUGACACUACUUUAACUUAUGAAGAGCUUUCUACGGUACUGACGCAGAUAGAGGCGUGUUUGAAUUCACGACCGUUGUGUCAAAUGAGUGAUAAUUCGGAUGACGUAUUGCCACUAACUCCCGGUCAUUUCCUUAUUGGAGAACCAUUGAUAACAAUUCCUGAUGAAGAUUACUCCAAAAGCAAUAUCACAGGUCUACAGCGAUGGAAACUUGUACAAAAAAUGUUAAAUGAUUUCUGGAAGAGAUGGUCAGCUGAAUAUCUGAUUACAUUAAACCAACGGUUUAAGUGGUUAUCGAAGAGAGCUGAACCAGAGAUUGGUGAUAUAGUUAUUAUCAGAGACGAAAAUUUGCCACCCGCAAAGUGGCUACUUGGAAAAAUUGAGGAGAAGCACUCGGGGAAGGACAAUAUAACCCGUGUUGUUACAGUUAAAACCAAGAAUGGUCUUCUCAAAAGAGCUUGUAACAAACUUUGUUUUUUACCCAUGACUGAGUCUGUCAAUGGUGAUUAA
Vanessa atalanta (red admiral) is the source of this 2850-nucleotide messenger RNA. RefSeq lists its product as uncharacterized. Lineage: Eukaryota; Metazoa; Arthropoda; Insecta; Lepidoptera; Nymphalidae. The transcript has 3 exons. Bases 1 to 2850 code for a protein of 949 amino acids. Gene Ontology annotation, molecular function: nucleic acid binding. The record is from RefSeq and is a predicted model, not a curated record.